AUGCCGACCUGGGAUUCUUUACUGCCGGAGAUCCGUCUCAUGAUCCUGAGAGAACUAGAACGGCAUCCUCGAAAGGGUUCUUACGCAGCUGUCUCUAAAGAAUGGCAAGCCGUGAUCGAGAAAAGCACGUUUCGUCGGCUAAAGCUCAAGGAAACUUGCCUUGACGAAUUCGAUCGGAUAAUCCAGCGCCAACGAGGAUUAGUUCGACAUGUUUGCUUGGAUAUCGAGUUAGAGAGAUAUACUUGCCGGUGCUGCAAUCGGUGGGAAUCAAUGACAUGGGCACAUAACAACAACAAACGCGCCACUCCGCCCCUCUUCAAGCUGUUUUCCAUUCUCAGUACCUGGGAACCGACCAGGGAAGGACUCACACUGGAGCUUAAUGCAUAUUCGACGAGCGAUAAAGAACACUGGCACAAAACGUGUUACCUUGGAACCUUGGAAGAGGACGCACUUCUCGAUUCAGGUCUACCGCUGGACACCAACGAGAUAGAUGAUCCGGGUCAUGGCUGGGUACAUGGCAGACAGGUCUCCCCGCCUCCUAGCGGUGCGAUACGAAGGAUCUACGAAGAUCUUAAUAUCAAAUUCCAUGACCAACUUCCCCAAGUGGAGGUGGUCACCAAAUUUCUUCUUCGCCGACAAUGCCGUCGUCAGUGGACGCCGCCCACGUUACAGCGAAUAUGGGAAAAUCUCCCACAGCUGGAAGAAAUUGUAUACGAACCAUGGCAGCUUUGCGAAAAGCCCCUCCAAGAAUUUCGGAGAGACGUUGAGUACUACAAGAUGGUGACUUCAUAUCUGCCGAUGCACCUCAAGAAACUAUCCGUAUUUGAAGACUUUGACGAAACAUUUCUUUCACUCUUUCAAACCCAGCCUAGCUAUCUCGCUAGCGAAUCAUUACAUUCAUACCUCCAAACCCAACAAAGCAAUAGCUUUAACGAAGCAGAGCUUUCAGACAUUCAAGCCUUUCAAGAUUAUCUCGCCUCAAUCAUCCCAGAUCCCGUCAGGGUGACAUCUCGACAAGUCGCGCAGGGCUUUGCGGCUAGGAGCCUCGAACUCGAGCACCUAUCCGUCGCAUUCAUGGCCGAGGCGCGGUACUUCAUGGAUUCAGCCAAGAGGACCUGGACAUGGCGUGAGCUGCGAUCGCUCUCUCUUACGUCCCGGCUGAUGAGCCGCGAGUCCAGUUCUGAGAAAAUUUCUCACUUGCUGCAGGAUGCGGGGGCGGUCGCGCUUCGCAUGCCGAAACUGGAGAUGAUGAAUAUCUGGAACGGUGCGCGGGGGGAAGCUUGUGCGUUCAUGUAUCGUCAGAAAGACUCUUCCAUAACUUGGCGGGGAACCUGGGAGUUCAGGCUUUCACAUGAUGUACUUCAAAGUUGGAAGAAGGUAGUGGCUCGCUUUGCCAGAGAUGAGUUGCGGGUCAGGCAUCAACUGCUCGGUUGCGAGAUUUUGUCCCACGGGGACGCGAUUCAUUAUCUGGAUUUGGCCUUUGUGAUUGACCCUGUGUCUUUGGUGCAGAUACGGAGGGAGAAUGAGCAAUCGUGA
Messenger RNA from Clonostachys solani, 1536 nucleotides. Lineage: Eukaryota; Fungi; Ascomycota; Sordariomycetes; Hypocreales; Bionectriaceae. The record is from the annotation of a GenBank genome assembly.